UUGCUCUGAUUAGAAACGGUAGAAAUAGAACUGGGUACCCUCUCGUCUCCGAUGCUCCGAAUCCGAUCCCAUCCCCGAAAUUCCCAAAUCAGUCGCGAGCGAUGAAGAACCCUAAUCAUCCUCCAGCAGCCAAGCCCUCCGCCUCCUCCAAGCCGCCGGCCUCCGCCUCCGCCUCCGCCAAGUCCCCCGCCGACAUGGCUGCCCGCAAGUCGCGCUGGGGCCCGCCACCCGCCGGCGCCGCACCCGGCUCCGCCGGAGAGAAGGGCGUGUCCACCUCCCGCCGCACCCCGACCCCCACUCCCUCCUCCAACGCCAGACGGCACCCCCCUGCACCGCUCGCCCGCAACCCACCCUCGCCCGCCGCCGCCAUCCGCGCGCCGCCGCCGGCGGAGACGCCUCCGCCGCCGCAGUACGGCUUCAACAACCUCGACCGCCGCACCAUGCUGCUGGCCGACGGCACCGUGCGCACCUACUUCGCCCUGCCCCCCGACUACCCGUUCGAGCCCGCCCCUUUCCCCCCGCCCGCGCAUCUCCCGCUCCAUGCCGGCCCCGAGGCCUGGCCGCCGCAGCAGCAGUUCCCGCCGCACGACGCCAAGCGCAAGCACCACGCCGACCCCGACGAGGGCUUCUCCAGGUACCCCAAGCAGCCCCGGUUCGAGGCGCCGCACCACCCUUCGCAGGCGCCGCCUCCCGUCGACCGCCAGGCGGUUAGGAAGGCGUUCCUCAAGUACUCCAAGAUGCUCAACGAGAGCACCGCGCAGAAGCGGAGCUACCUUGAAGGUGGACGCGUCCCGUGCCUCCCCUGCGGCAGGUCUUCUAAGGACUUCGCUGAUGUGCAUGGGCUUGUCAUGCAUGCUUACAACCCACCAAAUGCUGAUUCAUAUGUUGAUCAUCUUGGUUUACACAAGGCAUUAUGCGUCCUUAUGGGAUGGGAUUAUACAAAAGCCCCUGAUAAUUCUAAGGCAUACCAAUCAUUACCUCCUGACCUUGUUCGAGCAAGUAGGGAGGACCUUAUUAUGUGGCCGCCAACUGUUAUCAUUCGUAACACUGCCUAUGGGAGGAAGAAAGAUGGACGCUCUGAGGGUUUAGGGAACAAAGAAAUGGAUAAGAAGAUUGCAGAACUAGGGUUUGCUGGUGGCAAGUCGAAGUCCUUGUAUGGAAAGGAAGGGCAUCUUGGUCAGACACUUAUCAAGUUUGCCAACAAUCCAGCUGGCUUGAAGGAGGCUGAACGCCUUGCUGAGUUCCUGGAGAGGCAAGAUCAUGGACGUGUAGGUUGGUCACGGGUACAAGCCACUCACUCUUUAGAUCCUGAUACAAGCCCUUUGCUGGUUGAGACCGAUAACAGGGGUGAGAAAAAGAGGAUCCUUUAUGGGUACCUAGCAAUUUCAUCUGAUCUGGAUGAAUUAGACUCAGAUUCGAGGAAAAGGGCCACCCUCAAGAGCAGAAACGAAUUUGACCCAUCUGACUAGUCUCUUUGCAAAAAUGCCCACCUUCCUGUCAGUCUAUUUAGUUUGCAUCAAAACUUGUGUAUCGUACCUUCAAUGUGGAUUUCAUAGAAACAUCGUACAGCUUUGCUCCAAAAUCUUCGAGUACAAUACCUGCUCGUAGGAUGCUUAUAAUCGUUAUAAUUAUUCCUGAGAUUUAUUUUCA
This is a messenger RNA of Lolium perenne, 1650 nucleotides long. RefSeq lists its product as uncharacterized. The record is from RefSeq and is a predicted model, not a curated record. NCBI's taxonomy places the organism in Eukaryota, Viridiplantae, Streptophyta, Magnoliopsida, Poales, Poaceae. Gene Ontology annotation, biological process: regulatory ncRNA-mediated gene silencing.